AUGUCGUGCCAAGACUGCGAUAACAAGGAUGCCGUCACCUUGUCCGCCUCCACUUCCGCGGAUACCCCAACCUCCAUGGCAUUAUUGGACCCGACCCAAUUCGUACCCCCUACACCAUCCUCCUCUCUUCCCCGUAUCGUGAUCGAUUUUUGUGAUCGAUGUACGUCAACCCAAGAGCAUCUUCUUGAUCGCACCAGGCAUCUUAUCACUUAUCCGCCCCACUUCGUUCCCCCACCCUCCUCCUCAGGUCGAUGGCUCCACCGAGCAACCUGGGUCCAGACCGAAUUAUUCCUCACCUUUCCAACUACAUCCGAAACAGGUAUCCGAGCCAUCGCUCUGGUCCCUCGAACGAGUCCUGAAACGGGUGGGAGAUUCAGGGUGUGGAUUUAUAGAGAGGGAACGCAGGGUAAAGCCGAUUUGGUGUGGGACAGGAAGAUUGAAGGAGGCUUUCCGGAGCUCAAGGUUUUGGUGAGUUUGGGUUCAAGGAACUCAGAAGGCUGUGCGGUUGUGAGGGACUGACGGGAACUCCUUUAUGGGCCCGACAGAAACAACGCGUGAGGGACCUGAUCGCACCACAACAGGGGCUCGGUCAUUCCGACCACCAUACUAAGAGCAAAUCCGAGUCCGAGGGCGAACCACCCGAGCUGCCAGAGAAGGACAACGAGCCAAUACCAGCGAAGGAGAACGAGCCAGAACAGGAGAACGAGCCGGAACAUGGGAACGAGCAAGAACAGAAGCCAGCAGUCGAUGAUUAUACACCCCGGUUCAGGUGUUGA
This is a messenger RNA of Microbotryum saponariae, 776 nucleotides long. NCBI's taxonomy places the organism in Eukaryota, Fungi, Basidiomycota, Microbotryomycetes, Microbotryales, Microbotryaceae. The record is from the annotation of a GenBank genome assembly.